Messenger RNA from Zingiber officinale, 2858 nucleotides. Its product is annotated as 2-methoxy-6-polyprenyl-1,4-benzoquinol methylase, mitochondrial-like. The record is from RefSeq and is a predicted model, not a curated record. The coding region runs from base 1757 to 2626 and encodes 289 amino acids. Gene Ontology annotation, cellular component: mitochondrion. NCBI's taxonomy places the organism in Eukaryota, Viridiplantae, Streptophyta, Magnoliopsida, Zingiberales, Zingiberaceae. Gene Ontology annotation, molecular function: methyltransferase activity. Gene Ontology annotation, biological process: ubiquinone biosynthetic process. The transcript has 9 exons.
CUCCUUAUUUCUUUUUGUUAAACUUUUUUUUCGACCACCACAUUGAAAGCAAUCAUUUCAAGAAGAUACACUUGGUGGUGCUCUUUUAUCUUAUUAUUGUGACAUUUUCUCGCCAAAUUUUGCGACAAAAUAAUGUAUAUUCGUUGCAAAAUUUGCGACAAAUUUGUUUUUCGUCGUAAAAUUCAUUGCAAAUUUGUGAUGAAAAAUAAUUCGUUGCAAAAUUUCAAAAUCUUAGAUACACAGAGAAUUUACGAUAUAUUUGCUAUGAAAAUUUUUCUCACAAAAUUCGUUGCAAAAUGCUUAUUUUUUCACCAGCACCUGCCUAUUUUUUUUUUUUACAUUUUAUUGUGUAUACAAAUCAUAUGAAACCUAUUUUUUAUAAACACAACAAUAAACAUUCCAACAUAUCCUACACAACAAUUAAACAUUCAAACACCAACACAUCCUACACAAUUAAUUCUAAUAAGUCAUAUUCAUACAAGUACAAAUAUCCAAAAUAAAAUUAUACAAAAACAAAUAAAACAAAUGUAUUCAUACAAGUCAUAUGCAUAUAACAACCCACCAUAUACAGAACUCAUAGUUCGAAGAGUUCAUAUUAGAUAACAAAAGGACGGAAAGUUACAAACAUAAAUCAUCAUCCUCUUCUGCCUCUACAGACACUUUAUUUCUCCUUCUUCCAAUCUUCUUCUUUUCCUGUGUUUUAAAACAAACAAAUUAAAAUUAACAUUUAUGUCUAAGUUAUCAAUUAUAUCGAUCUAUGUGUCAACAAACAAAACUUAAUUCAUUAUAUUUUUGGACACCAUGUAUAUAUUUUUGGACAACAUCACACGCACGCACGCACAAAUUUCAUGUUUUCUUCUCUUUUGUCUUAUGGUUAUUAUUUUUGGACAGCAUGUAUAUAUUUACAAGUAAAGCAUACGAGACCCAACAUGCCAAUCCUGCUAAUAUACUCAAAUGAAAUAAUGUACGUUAAACUUUCCUACCUAGAGAAGUAAAUAUCAACUUGUAUCAGACGUGUAAUUUUUAGGUCUACACGACUUACCUAACACGAAUGACAGAUAAUUGUCAUGAAAACGAAGUAAGAGCAUUGAAAAUCGGUUAUUCACUCAACACACACGUGUUAUAAAAAAUAGUGGCAAAAUCAGAUGUCAUUCGAAAUUAUUCUUUAAUAUUAGUCUUUUGAGUGAUUGAAGGAAUAUGGAGAGAAAGAAGAGCAUUUAACAGAAAGAGAAUCAAGAGAAGACACAUCAAAUGAUCGAGAAGAAAAAUACUGGAAGAAGAAUACGAAAACAAGAAAGAGUGCCCUACCUGGGCUGCGACCUGCAGGCGCGAACUUGCUCAAUAUAGUAUUCGAUCGACGACAGAGGCAUUGGUGAUUUGAGAGAGAAAGCUGACGGGAUUACAAGAUUGACUUAGGUAAUGGAAAGAGUAGAAUAUUUUUAUAAAAAUGCACCUAAUAUUAAUUUAUUUUUUGAAAAAAAAUUAUAAUUUUUACUUUUCUACUUAGAACACCUUACACAGAUUUAUGGAAAAGUAAGGGUGUUACAGAAUUAUAUAUAAAGGUGUUCUAAGUAGAAAAAUAAAAAUUAGAAUUGUCUUUUUAUAAAAAUGUUAUAUUCUUUCCUUUACCUAGGUCAAUCAUGUAAUCCCAUCAGCUAUCUCUCCAAGAUCACGGUUGCCGUCGUCGUCGAUAGGAUACUAUAUCAAGGAAGUUCGCGUCAUAGCCCAAAGGGAUAAUAGCGUGUAAAAUCAUAUCAUGGCAUUGCAAAGGACCAUCAGAAAACUAAUCAAUGGUCAAAAUUACCUCCUUCCUCGAGGGGCUGAAUUUCUCCAUUCACAUGCAACCAGCUUUGGAUUUACAGAAGUCAGCGAAGAAGAAAAAAGAAAAUUGGUCGGCAAUGUCUUUAGUAGUGUGGCUUCUAAGUAUGAUUUGAUGAAUGAUUUGACGAGUGUGGGAUUGCACAGAUUGUGGAAAGAUAGAUUGAUUUCAAAGCUAGGUCCUUUUCCUGGGAUGAAGCAUCUUGAUGUAGCUGGUGGCACAGGGGAUAUAGCUUUCCGCGUGUUGGAAAGUAUUAGAGGUGUUGGUCAUAAAGUCAUGCAUGACAGUUUUGUUGAAACAGAAGGACAAACACAAAUCUUUAUAUGUGACAUUAACCCAAAUAUGUUGAAUAUUGGCAAGAAGCGAGCUAUUGAGAGAGGAUAUACAAACAGUAGCUAUCUGCAUUUUGUGGAAGGAGAUGCAGAAGCAUUGAGUUUUGAGGGUGGGUCAAUGGAUGGUUACACGAUUGGAUUUGGUAUUAGAAAUGUAACACACAUUGAGAAAGCUCUUGCAGAAGCCUAUAGGGUACUGAAAAAAGGAGGCAGGUUCUUAUGCCUAGAAUUAAGUCAUUUUGAGUUUCCUAUCUUCAAAGAGCUAUAUGACUAUUAUUCUUUUUCGAUAAUUCCUGUUAUGGGGGAACUUGUAGCUGGAGACAAAGAGUCUUACCAAUACUUAGUUGAGAGCAUCCGACAGUUUCCGAAACAGGAUGUAUUUGCUCAGAUGAUCGUCGAUGCCGGCUUUCAGUCAGUGGAGUAUGAGAAUCUAGUUGGUGGUGUGGUGGCCAUUCAUUCUGGUUUGAAGUUGUAAACCAUAUAUGACAACAACUUGCGCUUGUUAAUACCAACAUUUUAGUAAGAUUUACUGAUCCAGUUGAAAACAAGUAAAGCAUCAAAUAAUAACACAUUCUUCCAUAUUUGCUUUGAUAAAAACAUUCUUCCGCUUGGAUUAAUCUUGUUAAUUAUUUUUCUGUAUUAAUCUGUCCUUAUUUUGUUUUGCAUCAAUCAAAUUGUGACAUUCUUACAAGAAAUUUUUUUUAUCA